This is a messenger RNA of Pelobates fuscus (common spadefoot toad), 1390 nucleotides long. It is a transcript of the gene RAMP2, whose product is annotated as receptor activity modifying protein 2. Gene Ontology annotation, cellular component: cell surface; membrane; signaling receptor complex. Gene Ontology annotation, biological process: receptor internalization; protein localization to plasma membrane; G protein-coupled receptor signaling pathway. The record is from RefSeq and is a predicted model, not a curated record. Gene Ontology annotation, molecular function: coreceptor activity. Bases 87 to 614 code for a protein of 175 amino acids. The transcript has 4 exons. Lineage: Eukaryota; Metazoa; Chordata; Amphibia; Anura; Pelobatidae.
ACGGAUUCUAUAUUUGUGCAGGAAAAGUUCAGCUUCCUGAAAUUCUGUUCUCGCUUAAUUUUCAGUUAACUGCUUGUACUGGUUUAAUGGCAAGGAAAAAUCCCAGGAUGGAGUACAGGAUUCUAUCCAUGGUUACAAACAUGAUGAUUCUGUUCAUUUGGGCUUCCUGCUCAGUGACAGCACAGAAAAAUGCCACAGUUUCCCCAGUUACUACUUCUAAUCCUACAGACAUUUUCAACUCUUCAGCAAAAACAAGAGAAUUUUAUGUUGAAAAUGCAGAAUUCUGUUGGAGACAUUACGUAUUGAUGAUGUCCAAAGUAGAAUCUGGAAAGCAAUGCGAAUGGCAAGAAGUUAACAGGCCUUACAGCUUUUUGCGGGAUUGCCUCGAAAGCCUUGCUGAUACUUUGAGAUUUGCAUUCCCCAAUGAGAUAGCACACGAUUACAUCAUGAUGGGACACCUGAAUUACUUUGUGAAUUGUAGUUCGAUUUUUCAGGAACUUAUUGAUCCUCCUGAACACAUACUGCUGGCUUUAAUUUUUGCGCCAAUUAGUAUCAUUCCUUUCUUGGUCACUCUCGUUGUCUGCAAAAGCAAAACAAGUGAACCACAAGCCUAAGGCUAAAGCUACUGACAGAUGAAACACUGUAAUAAUGUUCUUGGAACUGCUUACUAAUGUAUGAGCAAAUCACAUGGAUAUUCUUAAGUCAGUUUCAUGAUCAUUCUGGAGCCAUAAACUCCAUUUUGGAGUCUGGUCCUUUCUACAUCCUAAAAAUGAAUAAAUAACACAGCACUGUACUUGCCUUGACUCCACCAAAAACCAGAUGUAACGCAGUAUUUAGCUCAUCAUCGUCACACUGGACGAGGGACGACAAUAAUUCCAUUGAAUUCUUAUAAGUAAUUGUGCGUCUGAAAGCCUUCAUCUUGCUCUUCAGACUUUCUGUGAUACCAUUACAGCAGUUUGUAUAUGCUGAAAAGUUUCAGGGACAUCCUCCAACUCACAAGAGAAACAUGAAUCACAAACGUAUGAAUUUCCUUACUGUCACAAUACACGAUUACGGGAUACAAAUAGUGGAAGUUAUCACUUGGGGUCCAUGCCGGAGGAAUAUUAACAGAUAUAAGAUGUAUCAAAGGAAGGGUGUUGACAUGGAUCUCAAUGAUAUAUGUGACAAAACUAUUUACUAUGUGUAAUUUAUAAAGUAAUAAUGUCUUUCCAAUGGCAAUACACGUUGUUAAUGUUACAUACUGGAAAUUUGUUGUAUCAUCUCUUUCUGAUAUAUUUUCAUUCAUCUUGUUCCAAGAAAAAGACAUGACAUGACAAAAGAAGUGCCUUAGCCUAAAGAAAAUAUUGUAAAAUGUUCAAAUCUCCACAAAGAAAAUUAUGUGAAAAAAAAA